AUCGCUUUUACAUUUUUUUCAGGCACUUUUGGACGAGACUUUUACAUAAGUAUACUCAAAACAUAUAACGACAAUUUGCUAGAGUUUUCACUUCUCAUUACCUCAAAUAUGACUGGAACGGCUAUAAUCUAUAUACCACAUUUAGGCAUAAACACAACACGUAGUUUUAAUCAAAGUUUAGAAUACAAGGUAACUGGUGACACCAUAACAAAGUUAAAUACAACUGUGUAACACAAGGGUAUACAUGUGACAACAGAUGUCGACGUCACACUUACUGUUAUGAAAUAUCCAAUUGGUACAUGGGAAGGGUUUUUGGCACUUCCGACGGCCAUGUUGUCUACUGAAUAUAUAAUAUCGUCGUAUAAACCAUAUUCCAGCUAUAAAAGUGAUUUUCUAGUUGUUGCUUUACAUGACGCCACCUACAUCAGUAUACAUGUCGGCAAAAAGAUACUUAGAGUCGUGUUGAAUAGACUUGAUACGUAUCUUGUUCGACGACAUGACGAUUUAAGUGGAGCAAGAGUUAGCAGCAAUACAUCUGUAGCCGUCUUCUCUGGUCACGAGGCUACAUCAGUACCAAUAACAUGUGCCUAUGCAGAAUAUAUUGUAGAGCAACUUUUGCCUACCCAACAUUUCGCUCGAGAAUUUAUCGUUCCCCCGGUACCGCCAAAAUCACAUCAUGUAGUGCGAAUAUAUAGCUCAACUCAAAACACAUCUAUCACAUUUCGUAAUACAAUGAAUCAAAGUAUGCAAAUUCUUUUGAAAGCUGGUGAUUUUCAUGAAAUUUUAAGCGGCAAUGUCACAAUGUAUGUUUCUGCAAACAAACCUGUUCAGGUGAUGUUGUACAGUACAUGUUAUUAUGUUGCUGAUACUGGUGACACUUUCAUGUCUAUAGUCCCGGCAAUCAUUCAAUAUAGAAACUCCUAUCAUUUCUCCGUAAUUGUAACCAAUGAAAACUUUACUCAUUAUUUAACAAUCAUUGCAAAAACUGAGGAUAUAUCUGGACUAAGAAUCAAUGGAAACCAAAUGGGAAAUAGCUUUCAAAGCUAUGUGACACACGCAAACAAUGAGACGUUUACUGUUAAUGUCUACAAAUUGUCUUCCGGUGAAUAUCAUCUGUAUCACGUGACCGGUAGAACAUUUGGAGCAAUACAAUAUGGCUUUUCGACAUAUCAUACUUAUGGAUACCCACUGGGAUUGGGAGAUUACAAAGAGAGCACAGGGAAUGACGGACUAAAGUGUUUCGACUGUAAGGAUAUGACUCAUUUGUACCUCUGUGACGCCGUUACUAAAUGUUCGAGCGGCCAGGUUUGCCUCCCCCUAAACUACGAGGACCGUUAUGCUACGACUGCUCGUAUGUUUCUAAUAUGGAUGAGUGUAGGACAGUAAGGCUGUGUUCCAAAGACGAGGUUUGUAGUGUAGAAAAGUAUGACGAGGGUGGUGUAUAUGACCAUUACACAGCAAAAUGUCAUAACAAACAGUGUAUUUCGCACAAGAGGCAAACUGACGUCACAUCUGCACGAGAAUCGCGAUCAACGCCC
Molecule: messenger RNA, 1538 nt
Organism: Ruditapes philippinarum (Manila clam)
Lineage: Eukaryota; Metazoa; Mollusca; Bivalvia; Venerida; Veneridae
Product: IgGFc-binding protein-like
Exons: 5
Coding region: 280-1386 (368 amino acids)
Source: RefSeq, a predicted model, not a curated record